This is a messenger RNA of Cooperia oncophora, 573 nucleotides long. The record is from the annotation of a GenBank genome assembly. Lineage: Eukaryota; Metazoa; Nematoda; Chromadorea; Rhabditida; Trichostrongylidae.
AUGCGCUCACUUCAACGAUCAAUGGGUAAAGGACCGAUUCUGAAAAGGAAGGUGGUGGUGGUUUGGGAAGGACGAGCAGUGGUGAAAUAUAUAAGUGUAGGCGCAAAAGGGAGCGAAGGAAAUCCAAAGAGCGAAAUUCUCAGCCCACGUGAUAGGGAGAGAGGAGACAGCCAACUCAAACAGCAAGUUCCUCAGUCACUGCUGACUUCACCAACGUCAUCUGACGGAUCUUCCUACUCGCCGACGACUCUCAACGCGUUUGCCUCUUCACCGGAUCUUCUGCGAACGCCGUUGCUGUUCCCAUCGCAGUCGCCAGCGACCACAACCACGAACUCUCCUCCGGAAUCGGCUACGUUCGCCGCUGCUGCCGCUUCUAUGAUAGCAGCCCCAGUGCCAAUCAAUCCGGUCACCCCGUCAGGUUUCCCCUUUCCUCUGGUCAGCAACGAGUCCCUACUGCAGAGUCUGCUCGCCAACUAUAAACUUCUCGAGCAGUCUUCAGACUACCCCAUGGAGACUUCCGACUCAGUGGACUCACAAAUCAAUAAUGCGAUAAUUGAUGUAUGUAAUGUUUGA